Nicotiana attenuata is the source of this 586-nucleotide messenger RNA. RefSeq lists its product as uncharacterized. The record is from RefSeq and is a predicted model, not a curated record. The transcript is spliced from 3 exons. NCBI's taxonomy places the organism in Eukaryota, Viridiplantae, Streptophyta, Magnoliopsida, Solanales, Solanaceae. The coding region runs from base 1 to 519 and encodes 172 amino acids.
AUGGGACUGUCAAACAGCAUGAAGAAUAUUGUGGAUGCCUCAGCUGGUGGGGCAUUCUUGAGCAAAACCUGGAGAGAAGGCCAGAAUCUGCUUGACAAGAUGAAUCUGCAGUCCAAUCAGAUAAACCUAAGGCAUAGAAGAUAUCAUCUGCCACUGAGAACUGUAAUUGGUGUAAGUUGGCCUUCCAUAAGAGAGUCACCCGCAGCUUCAUUCGACGAUGGAGCUCUGGCUGGCCAUAUAAAUGCAGGUUUGACUAUGGCGGAUGAAAACAUUACCAACGGCGAGGUUUAUGACGAUGCGCCGGUGGAGAUCGCCGUCGACGAAACAUCUGAUGUUGCCUCGAAAACAUCUGCACUGAAAGAGAAGAUAGCGGCACUGGAGCAAGAGAAAUCCCAGCUUCUUCACGAGAACGAUGUGAUCAAACAGCGAAUCGAGAAAUUGAAGAGCUCAAUCGAGGAGUCCAGAACAAAAAUUCGAAUUGCUGAAGAAAAAAAGCAGAAAGCAAUACUUUUGGGCUAGCCACUGUAAUUAUUUUGGGCUAUAAAAUGUGUAUUGUAAUUUUGUAAAAAUUACACGGGACGCCCCU